CAAAAUUAUUCGUUUGAACAUAUUUCUCUUUAAUUUAAAUGAAAUGGAUUAAUUAUAAAGCUUAUAUCUUUUGUUAAUAAGUACCUUCUGCUGUAGAGUCGACAUGGUGAAAGAUUUUGAGUAGAAAUUGUUAUUUAAGUGUGAAAAAUUGGAAAAUCUAUUAGAAAAAAAAACUAAAAAGAUCGAAUCAAAAUAAAAUAUUUUCCAUGGAGUGUCGUAAGACAAUAUCAGUGGAUUUUCAAACUUUCAGUUUUAUUGCAGUUUUUGACGUUUACUGUUUACAUUUUUCGGGGCUUGUUCAGCUUGAAUUAUUAUUUUCCAAAACGUCCAAAACUGUUGAAAAAAAUCACUAAAAUGAGUAAAAAAUCACAAGAAAACACAAAGUAUGUUAAAGUUAAGGUACUCAAUUGGCAGCCUAACUCACUACAGCAGGCACAACCAGUACCGCCACUACAGCGGGCGGCACAGCCUAUACCGCCACUACAGCGGACAUCCCCCCAGCUUGUACCGCUCCUUCAGCGAGUACGGCCUAUACUGCCCAAACCGUCUCCACAGCCGGCACAGCCUGUGGAACCACAGAAAAAUGUGCAGCAGACUCCUGCUCAAAUAAGACAGAUGGAAAUUGUUGAUAGAACAAUAAAAGAAAUGAAGUUACAUGACAUCCUGUGGAACCGCGAUAAUCCCUCCUUCAACACCCUGAAGCGCACAAAUCAACUGGAAGAAUCUGCAAUUGAUGUUGGUAUUACAGUUGAAAAACUCACAACUUUGAUUGAGUACAUCAAACGACAGCAUCAGGCAACAUGGCAGCUGUUGCAGCAGAUGAAAUGUGAAAGUAGGAGUCUAACACCAAUUUGGAAGUGGUACAAUGCCUGUUCAUUCCUUCUUGAACCAAAAAAGUAUUCAAAAACUGCUGCAUCUGGGAAGAAAGUGCCGAAAGGAGCGAAAAUCUCAAAAUCCCCAAAACAAGGUUGUAGCAAGGAGAUUACUCUGAAUGUCAAACAGGACGAUUCUGAUGAGGGAAUGCAAUUGAGAUCGAGAUCAGGAUUAUCACAAAUGGAAUACUCAGAAUCUCUCCUAGAUCCUUUGGAAUCAAAAACUGAAAUCGUCAUUGUUGAUCCAACAAAUAUAAAAAUCGAAGAUCCAUUGGAUGUUGAUCUCGAGGAUCCAAUCAGUGUGAGAACACAUACAAAACCCACGAAAUCUUCUGAAGGCAUCAAGAAUCGAAUGACAUUCAAAGCAGAGAGUCGAAUCAAGAGGAAUGUCCUUAUUAAAGCAAUUUGUUCAUCAGUUGCAUUCUACUUGUCAAAUGCUGAUCUCACAGAGGAUCAUUUGGUGUCCUUUCACAGUGAACUCAUCAAGUACAUGCACACAUAUUUCGGUGCUAAAAGGCUUAAUAAAUAAAUACCUAGAAAUAAAAUCUGAUCAAAUAUCGGA
This is a messenger RNA of Lutzomyia longipalpis, 1434 nucleotides long. RefSeq lists its product as uncharacterized. Bases 355 to 1401 code for a protein of 348 amino acids. Lineage: Eukaryota; Metazoa; Arthropoda; Insecta; Diptera; Psychodidae. The record is from RefSeq and is a predicted model, not a curated record. The transcript has 3 exons.